AUGGCUGCAUACCCAGCAGCAGCCCCUCACCAGGACCCUGCAGCGCAGGGUGGUUCCGCCCCGGGGGCCCCCGGGGGCCCCCAGGGGCCCCAGGGGCCCCAGGGGGCCCCCGGCGGUGCCCCGCCAGCUCCAGCAGCAUACGGGUCCCCCAGCUACGCCUAUGGUGUUCAGGCCCCUCCCCAAGUGUAUGGGGGCCCCCAGGGGGCCCCCCAGUACCCAGCGGCGUAUGGGGCCCCCCCCCAGUACGGUGCAGCUUAUGGGGGCCCCCAGCAGUACCCUGGUGCUUAUGGGGGCCCCUAUGCGGGGCCUGUAUCUAUGGAGCUGGGGCCGCAGCAACCCGCCGCCGGCGAAAUGCAAAUAAGCGAUCAGGUCUCCGUGCAGAUUCGGCAUUCUUUUGUGCGAAAGGUUUUGGGAAUUCUCGCCAUACAAAUACUCGGUUUUGUGUGA
This is a messenger RNA of Eimeria mitis, 447 nucleotides long. RefSeq lists its product as uncharacterized. The record is from RefSeq and is a predicted model, not a curated record. The transcript is spliced from 3 exons. NCBI's taxonomy places the organism in Eukaryota, Apicomplexa, Conoidasida, Eucoccidiorida, Eimeriidae. Bases 1 to 447 code for a protein of 148 amino acids.